Cyclocybe aegerita is the source of this 396-nucleotide messenger RNA. NCBI's taxonomy places the organism in Eukaryota, Fungi, Basidiomycota, Agaricomycetes, Agaricales, Hemipholiotaceae. The record is from the annotation of a GenBank genome assembly.
AUGUUGCGCUUCACCCGCCCUCUGCGCCACCUCCUCAAGACCACCACCGGUAUCCAUGGUCUCCCAGUUCAUCCCAAUCCUCUCCCAGAGCUCCUCAAAACAUACGAGUCAACACUCUCUGCACUGUCAUCCAUCCCGCAAACAUCCGUUUACCGACAAGGCGUCGAGGCUCUCGUUCGGCACAAAAUCAACAUCGUGAAAGGAGCGAAUGGAGACAUUGCCGCAGCGGAAAAACAGCUAAACGAGGGCCAAAUCGAGGAAUCACUGGACAUUGCUGCAGACGAGCUGUCUCUAGCUGCGAAGAUUGUAGAAUGGAAGGCUUGGGAACCUUUGGAAGAGAAACCGGAGCCAGGUCAAUGGGAGUAUACAGGACAGACCACCUCCGCUUCAUCAUGA